Clupea harengus (Atlantic herring) is the source of this 2113-nucleotide messenger RNA. RefSeq names its product MAD2L1 binding protein (gene mad2l1bp). Gene Ontology annotation, cellular component: nucleus. Lineage: Eukaryota; Metazoa; Chordata; Actinopteri; Clupeiformes; Clupeidae. The record is from RefSeq and is a predicted model, not a curated record. Gene Ontology annotation, biological process: regulation of exit from mitosis.
UGAUUCCUCACUAGAGGGAGAUUCAAACUCUUCGCAGCAAUGGAGGGCGAGAGGGAGAGUCAAGUUAUACAUAGUAGUACUUAUAUGGAAUUAAAUCUUGAAAAUUCUCUGUCAAAUAGUAAAGAAGGUUGUUCUCAAGUUGAUUUUUCAAGCUGUCGAGAAAGUGAAAACAUAUCAAACGUGGCUAACGUUACAGCGCAAUGUAAUAUUACUGCUAACGAGAAAACGGGCUGUGAGCCAUUUUCAAAGCUAGUGUUAAUGAAAAGACUCUCUGGAUGUAUGUCAACAAAUAAGUCGGUGCUUGAAAGUGAUGGGUCAAAGGAAUUAGACAAUAAGGAAAACUGUAGCGGUUCUGUAAUAUCGGAAACAUCACAAGCGAUUGUGUCAUCUUGUCACAGUGAGUUACCAAACGGUCAGCAUACCGCUAACGUCCCAGACCACUCAAGUGAAGAUGGCAUAUCCCUUCAAAGAGAGGGUCCGAAUGGUGAUUCCGAGGUCUUACGGAAAGCCAAGGAGGAAGGUGUGGUGGACGUGGUCUUUCCUGGAUAUGUCACCAAAGACACUUGCUGUAGGUUUGUUUGUGAAAUCCUCAAGUGUGUACUCUACCAACGACAGCAGUUGCCAAUGACCUAUGAUCAGCUGAAGUACCACCAGAAGCAGCAGCAGUUAUCUACACAGGAAGGAGACAUUGUGGGCUGGAGACCACCGAGAGCUGCUGGGAGUUUGGACUGGAGGAAAUGCCAGCGCAUGCUGCAGGACCUGGAUGAGGUGCUGAGUCACUUGGAAGUGCUUUUUUCCCUCACACUGGUUCCCCGUGUGCUGCUGGUUCUGGGGGGCUCUCUGGUUCUACCCAAACAGCUAUACGAGAUCAACAUGGAGGAGGUGGCUCUAAGCACCGGUGAUGGCUGCCUCCGUGCGUCCAUGUGCCUGCGCAGGCUCUUUCGCACUCUCUUUGUGGCCGACAUCUUGACGGACGUUCGGCCUGUUCACCUUCUGACCACAACGGUCAUGGCACUGGGACACAGAGACUGCGGUGUGUCUGGGUUUCGACCCAAGUUGGAUUUCAAGGUGCCCACACGAGUGAAAAGGCAGGUCAUCCAUUUAGCUUGUGAGCCCUAUCUCAGUGGAGCAGCACAAUCAAACUCCACUGAAUGGGGGGACUACGUGUGGUUUCAAGCACCCGUGACCAUCAAGGGAUUCUGCAAAUGAUAACUCAAUGAGGGAUGCCUCGAAUAGAUUCAGUCAUUACCUCAGAAUUCGUCAUGGUGCUUGUCAGGGCUAGGAACAUGAUUAAGGGAAAACCAGCCAGAGAUACUCAGGACCUUGCCUCUUUCCAGUUCCAUGGCACUGUUAUUUAAAAUUUUAUUAAAUGAUGAAUAUAAAAUACAAUUAUCAUCCAUGAACUUUACUUUUGUUUGCAUUUUAAUUGAAUAGUCAAGUGUUUUAGAGUAGAACGAUAGACUGAUAUGAGGAUAACAUUGCGACUAUACAUUUGGAUGAUGCCGGGCAAAAAGCCAUUUCACUGUUUUAACCUUAUAUAGAACACAUUUAUUUGUUUUUACGCAGGCUAAGUUUAUGUUGUUUCUAGGUUUCCACCUUAACAGACAUAUUUAUACAGCCUAAUCCUUUUGUGUACAUGAGGAUUUCACCCAAACGCCUCUGGGAAAUUGUUGAUUGCUAAAAAUGGAGAUUCUGCUAUGCUUCAAGAAACUGGCAGAUUACAUGACCAUAUACUAAAUGUAGUUUCACUCUUGCCAUUUCUUUCUCAGGUGAGACAAAACACUACAAAACUGUCUUAAGUUAUCGCUUCAGGCAGUAUGCAAACAUUCAUGUAAAAUAACAUGGCUGUAAAGACAGGAACAAAAACUAAAUUUUGGUUUGUCCUCAGAGUUCGUAGGAGAUCUGACUUUUGACAUCUUCUUGAAUCUCCAUCCUAGAAUCCGGCACUUAAUGACCCGGUGAUGGCCUUUGAAUUUGAGGUUUGCCUUGAGUGAUGUAACUGUGGUCUGACCCUAUGAAUUGUCUGUGUGUGUUUCAGUUUUGAAUUGUGUGUUUUUGAAUGUGGUGAAAGUCUUGCAUUAUUAAAGCAUCAGAGGAUGUAUUUUAUUCUUAA